UUUUGUUAGUUUUGAAAUGGGAUAAAGAAUACCGUUGUUGUGUAUCCCAGUUUCUUCGCUAGUCAGAUUUAUCUCAAGUGUAAUAUAAUAUCUGUGAUAAUCAGAUUUUUUUUAUUAGUCUUUGCCUGUUAUGUCUUUCAACUGAGUAAGAAGAAAGUUUGGAAAAAAAAAUGGCUUCAGCACAACAAGAAAGCAAAAUUGAAAUUACUGCAGAGGUAGUAUCUGAAAUUCCUGAAAACAUAAAGGCAGAACUAAGGAAGAAACGGAAAAAAUUAAAAGAGAAGAAAGCAAAAUCUUCAUCUAUAGAAGAAAGUAGCUUUGAUAUUGAAGAAAUCAAACCAGAACCAUAUAAUGACAGUCAAACAAGAAAAGAUUCAGUUGGAAAAUUGCCAAAAGUAUUACCAGAGAUUCUUGAAAGGCCUUUGCCUUCCCUUCCUACUGCAUUUGAUAAUACAACAUAUCGACCUGACAAAGGUUUGCAACCAUUAAAACCUAUACCACCCCCAAGAAGAAGUAAGAAAGAUCAUGAAAUGAAGGAAUUAGCUUCGUUUUCUAGCAAAGCCCAUGAUUAUUCUGAUACAUAUACUGAAGAGAACAACACUCUUUCAAAAAUUUCCAAAAAAUCUACCAAUUUAGAUUCCCUAAGAAAUUCAGAAAUUAUAAAAGAAUCUUGCCAGUCUUCACAAAACAAUUCUUUGCCAUGUGAAGAAGAAGAAAUCAGUGAUUAUGACUUUUUUACUCGAGUUUGGGAUAAAACAGAAGAAACACAGCAGCCUGAACCCUGUGAAAGUUCUGAUAUAGCUGAUGGGACAUCACAGGAUGAAGCUGAUUUUGUUGGUUUGAUUAGAAAAGAGUUGCAAGAGAAAUUAACUGGUAUUGAAAUUGUAAAACAUGAAAGAGCAUCAUAUAUUCCAUUUCAUAUCAAGAUAGAGAAGGAAAAUAAUUCGUUUUUCCACCCGUCCUACAAACCAGUUCCAGUGAACAUGAAACUACUGGAUGGUAAAGAACCAAGAUAUCUUGAAGACGAAGGAUUUUAUGUUGGGAAAAAGCCUGAAGUUUCUAAGAGGAAUCUAAAUAGGCUUGAAAACAGAUUAGUAACACAAAAAGAGUUUCAGUGGUUUGGAGAUGAUGGUCUUGUGAAAAUGCUUCCAGAUCCUGUUUGUAAAAGUCCAGUUCGUCAUGUCGUAGAUGAAGAUGUAAAUGGAUUCCCUGAUUUUGAAUAUGUCAAGGCUUCUCUGAAUUCAGACAAAUGGCGAUUACAUCAGAAAGAUGAUAAAGGUUACCAGUUGGACUUGGAUAUUUCUUCUAUUUCAUUUCUUCAUCAUCCUCUCUUCAGCUCAGAACAUAUCAUUGAAUCUCGCUUACUCCAAAUGUGCGAAAAACACAUGUGCAAUGAAAAAAGAGAUGUAGUGAAUGGUUUGAAACAGAAGUUGAAAGGUUUAAGAUCUGCAGCCAGUAACUUGAAGCAUAAUAUGCAACAAGGUAUGCAAGAGACAGCUAUUAACAAUGAAAGGCAGCUUAGAUUGAAGCAAUAUCAAAAGGAUAUAAGGCAAACAAAAAAAUUACGCGACUUCCAUGAAGCUGAACAAAAAUCCCUUUGGAAGAGUAUUCUUGACACCUGGGAUGAAUUGAAACAACACAGACAGACUCAAGGAUUUACAUCCACUUCAUUAAAUCUCAUCAUUCAAGAAGUGAAAAUGGACAAAGCCAUUGAAAAAGAAGAGUGGGAAAGAGAACUUCUUGAUGAACUGGAAGAAGAAAUGGAGGAUUAUGAAGCAUCAUCAGAGAAACUCUUUGAGGAAUAUGAAGAAGCUUUAAAUAAGUGGAAACAGUGGAAUAAAUCUGUGAAAUUAGCACGUAAAAGACAAAAAUUACGUGAAAAGCAAUUGGAAGAUUCAAAUGCAGAGGAUGAAAGUGAAAUCGGAGAAGAUCUUUUGUCUACAAAAUUAGAAGAUGAUAAAAUUUUAUCUGAGCCAGAAGUUCCAAAGCCAAAGCCUGUGCCUAAAUUUAAUUCUGCUGCAACUCUUGAAAAGCUGAAAGCAAAUGCUGUAAAGAUGAGGCGAAAUCCUGGUGAACCUGUGCUACGUAUUACUGUUGAUAAUGAUGUACCAAUUACACCAGUGAAUCAAUGCCCAAGGGAAGAAGUUCAAAGAAGAAAUGCUGUAUCUAAGAAAAAAUUAUACUUCAAGAUAAUGUUUAAUGAGAAAAAAGUAGCAGAAACAUGUGAAAGAAAUCUCAGUCAAGACUUUAAAGCAGUGUGGGGACAAAUAUUUAAACUCCAGAUUGUUCAUUUGCCUCAAAGUAUGCGAAUCGAAGUCUUAGAAUCUGGUUUCAUAUCUAGUACCCAUUUGGCUGAAUUAUAUAUUCCUAUUCCAUCAUCUUCUCAGACUGCUUUGAAUUCAAAACUUGUUGAUCAUCAGUUUAGUUCUGAUAAACCAUUUCCUGCACAAUACAAUGCUAUUGGAAGUGGUGCUUUAUAUAAAUUUCGCGAUGGCAGUGAGACCACUUUGUUGACGAACGGCAUCUUAAAAUGUAGCCUGGCAUGGGGCGUUGCUGAAGAUGGCACUACAGUAUUAGUACCUUCUGACAUUGAUUUGCGCAUGGGAGAAAGCCAUAAUGCGAAUCCUCUGUCUUAUCUUCUCAGUGCGAGAUUCUCUAAUAUUGAGAAACUUCACCAGUGGAUUAAAAAAUCUAAUUUAGAUCCGCACAAUCCAGAAAAUGCAGCUCUUUUACACUUCUUUCAAGAACUAGGAUUAGAUGAUGAAGAAAUAGAGGAGGAUUUCGAUUGCUACAGGUUGGAACCAUUACAAGACGAAAUGGACUUUUGUACCAUGGAAGAUAUUGAGAACAAUAAACGUUUCCAACUUCUACAUUUGAGAGAUCAAAAUGAAACUGGGUUUCAAAAUCUGAAAAUGAUUCCGGUAGAUGAAAAGGACCUUAAAGAGGAUAUGAUAGAGCUAUUGCGCCAAAGAACAAGUGAUAUUCAGAAGAAAGAAAUUGUUGGCGAAGAACAAAGAGAACAAGCCAAAAUGGUGAUGCAAAAAGUCCGAGAAGAAGUAGCUAAACGGUUUUAUAUUUCCCAACACCAAAAAAUGUUUGAGGAUGUCGUAAUAGAAGAAAAAGUUCCUAGCAUUGGGACGAUUGGAUUUAGUUUAUUAAAACUUUUCCAAACUAAACGACCAUUGUAUCCCGAAAGAAAGGACAGGAAGAAAGUAGUUUGCUCUAAUGCAAACAUGGAUGUGAAAAUAAUAAUCAAGAUAUUGCAUGCAUCUAAUGUGCCUGUACGCAAGGACACAAGUCUAAUCAAAGAAACAGAGGAGCAACAGAAUGGAGACACCGCUAUGUUGUUUGAAAGUCAGGUGCAGCCAUUUGUGGAAGUAAUGUUUCAAAGGACAGCAAUGAAAACGGGCAUAGCUGAAGGACCGCACCCGACAUGGAACCAGGAGCUUGUACUCCCUUUUCGUGCUCCCAAUGAUAAUUACACUCCAUCCAACCUGGAAACCAUCAAAGAAUGCAUUUAUAUCAACCUAUUUGACGAAGUGACCGUGGACCUUCUAGAAAGUGACAAAGAGAGACAGACUGUAGUCUAUGAGCGGUUAGAGAGACGCUGGCUGGGAAAUUUGAAAAUUCCAUUCACAACUCUGUAUUUAAAUUCCAAGAUUGAAGGAACUUUCCGCAUCAACGUUCCUCCUGUUCUUCUGAGUUAUGAGAACGAACCCCGUCCUUGGCUCACCGGUUUGUCGGAUGCUGCCUCAAAUCACACCUACCUAUCUUUCUUCAUGACCAUAGAGCCAUGCCUGCAGUUGCCUGAAAUAUUUAGAGAUCAGUUUGACAGUGCUGAGCCCGAGAAAGUGCUGAACGAAGUUGAAAAAUGGCGCCAAUCCGUCAUCCCACGCUUUCCGGAUCGCAUGAUCAAACUGAUGUCGGUGGACUUGAGUGGGAAGUGGAUCUUUGUGACAAGAUUUUUGCGACCCCUCGCGCCUCCUGAAGAGCUUCUCACCGGGAACAAGGAAUCUUUGGAAACAAUGGAAUUAUUGGCUCGUUUUGUGUCGCUGAUACCAACAGUUUCUGACAGCAUUACCUUCCCUGGGCUCUGUGAUAUCUGGAGUACUUCAGACCAAUUCCUGCAAAUGCUGACUGGUGAUGAAGAAGAACAUGCCAUUUUGCUCUGCAGUUAUUUCCUGCACCUCGGCAAGAAAUCUAUGCUACUGCUGGGGUCGGGCAUACCUGAGGGCCCGACUGCGUACGUCGUGACCUGGGAAUCUCAAAACAACGUAUCAGUUUGGAAUUCGUCCACUGGUGAUCAUUUUAACGUCAGAGAUAAUCACUGCCCUCUCCAGACUGUGGGAUGCUUGAUAAGUCCCGAUAACGUGUGGGCUAAUAUUCAAAAGAACAAUCAUCCGUCCAGAAUAAAUUUUGAUGUGACCAAGACUGGUGACUGGAAGCCAUUUUUCAGUCGUAGCUUUCCAAAUCCUGGAUUGAGAAGUAUACAGCCAUCUUCAUUAACAUACAGUGCUACCGAUUCGGAUUAUGUGCAGAAGCUUCAAGAAAAUCUGAAGAAAAGCUUGGAGGAAGGCAUUAAAAAGUGGAGACCAAACAUCCCUACUACGUGGAAUAGUAACUGUAAUAAAAUUUUGUACAAAAUUUUAACCAGGUUAGAGAGAAAUGUAGGUAGGACGGCAAGCGAUGACUCGUUGCAAGAAUUAGAACAAAUAAUGAAACAAUAUAAGAUUGAUGGUUUUCCAUUAACGAUGCCUUACACUGACACUGAUGCUGUGAUAGAGACGGUGUUUGCAACAGGUGUUCAUCUUAAUGAAGACAAGAAUGCAGAGUUUUCUAUUGCUGUCUAUGUCCAUAGUUAUCCCUGCUGCGUUUUAGCAGUUUGGGUUUAUGUUGCGGUGCUAAUACCUCGGAAAGACGUUGAGAUAGACCAACAAGCAGCUGAAACUUCAGAAUAGAAUACAAUGUUUGCUCGUACAGCAGGGUUCACACGAGGCCAAUUAUUACGUGCAAUAAAUAGCUACGCCUACCUCAGGGAGAGCACGUGACCGCAAUUGGACAAUGGCAAAUAGUUGUUCCGAUGAGACAAUUAUUUGUCAUUGUUAUCCGUUGGGAUUACGUGAUACUCUUGAGAUAGACGGGGCCUUCAAUUGCGCGCAAUAGUUGGCCUCGUGGGAACGCUGCUUAUGAUUUGAUUCUAAAUCAUGAAUCGUACCUGAAUAACUUCGAGAAUAGAGUAAUAUACUUGCUUACAAAACUCUAUUAAAUAUUUUGAAAAAUAGUUAAAAAAAACUGUGUCGAAACUGAUUGUGCCAAGCUGCGCGAUGAAGAAUAUUGUUCAGCUCAGCAUUGAAAUGCUCAUAAUUGGACAAAGCAGCCUUGACUUUUUUCGUUUUACCUGUAAUGUUAAUUCUUUGUAUUCCGAAAAGAAUACGAUGCAUAAUUAUACAUAUGUGAUAAUAAGGAUUCCUUUUUGUGCUCAGGAAGCUAAAAAUAUUGGUUAUAAUUCCUAAAAAAUUAAUGUAAGAUAUUUUGCUGUUAUUUUAUAAUAUUUAUUAUCUAACAGUAAUGUAAAACACAUCCAUUCAGUUUCAACAUAAGAGUACAAGAGUUUAAAUAAAACAACAAAGAGCAGGAUCGUUUCUUAUCAGUACACACUUAUAUAUUCACAUGCAUAGCCAAAUUAAAAAAAAUAAUCUGUGAUUAAAAAAAAGGUAUUAUUUUUUAAUUAAAAAUAUAUAAAUUGUAAAAAAGAAGAAGAAAAUUGUAAUUCGUAUUUUAAACGUAGUCAUAUUUAUUUUUAUACUAGCCGCCUUUGGCGACCAGCCGGUUCGCCAAUCUUAAUGCUCGUUAAAAUUUUAAUAAUUAAAUAUUUUAUGUAAUUCCUACUUUAAUAGCUUCUUCAUCAAAUAUUUUAAAGCUUCAAAUUUUGAUAGUCAUGUAAUUCACUCAUAAUAAUAUAAAGUCCUUCAGCCAUAACAUAAUAUGUAUCUCUCUAAUUUUCUGUUAAUUCCGGAAGAAUUUAUGUUUAAAAUUAAAAUGGAAAUGACUAAACUGCAAUUAAUACAAUAUUUUUUACUGAAACAAAGCAUUUUUUUAAUAAUAUGAUUACUGAUAAUAGAGUCACUGAGCGUUUAAACUUUAUGGGCACUAAAGAAUAUCUUUCUUAAGUUAUGUAAUAUCUCAAGAAUUUGUCAACAAAAUUUUCUCAGAUUCAUCAUGAACAGAUCGAUUUAUUAACAAUGUUUCAUUUUAAAUGCAUCAAACUUUAAGAAAAUAAAAUGAAUCGUUUAAAAUAAUCAGUCGAAAACAGGUUUAAAAAACUACUUUAAAAACGAUGUACUUAAAACUAUAAGUAUAUAGAAAAAAAUAUAUAACUAACAUAAAUACAAUUUAAUUACAAAAGCAUGCAACUAACCUAAAAAUAAUUUAAAUCAUUGAAAACAGAUUAAAAAAAUCUAAUUAAAAAACGAUGUACUUAAAACUAUAAGCAUAUACAAAAAAUAUAUAACAUAAAUACAAUUUACUUACAAAAGCAUGCAACUAACCUAAAAAUAAUUUAAAUCAACCUUUGAUAACGGUUGUCAUGGUAACAGUCAGAAUGCGCAUGCGUGAAUUUUCUUCGCCAGCUCCAGUAGCGCAUAUGCGUGAAUUUUUCUACGCCAGUUGGGGUAACGCUAUGCAGAUUAUACAUUUUUAAUUUCCUUUAUUCUGUGUUAUUUUAAUUCAAAAGUACUUCAGAAUGAAUCUGAAACAUGGAUUAAUUAACAAUGUUUAAUUUUAAAUGCAUAAAACAUUAAGAAAAUAAACAGAAUCGUUUGAAAUAAUCCGCCGAAAAAUGUUAACCCUAGCCUCAUUUCUGUUGGGAGAAAAAAAAAAAUUGAAGUUGGCGGUGGGGGGAAAUGGAAGAUUUUUUUGGCGGAAAAGUUGGCGGUGGGGAAAAUGGAAGAUUUUUUUGGCGGGAAAGUUAGUUUUUAAUUAAUAAUUAAAAUUCUAAUUAAAAUUUCAAAAAAAGGGACCCCAGGUGCACAUUCCCGACCUCUAAGGUAUACAUGUACCAAAUUUGAUAGCUGUAUGUCAAAUGACCUGGCCUGUAGAGCGCCAACACACACACACACACACACAUUGAGCUUUAUUAUAAGUAUAGAUUAUUAAAGAGAUUUGUUAUCUAAUAUUCAUUAUGAGAUGGAAGAGUUCAAUAUGAUUAACUGCACACUAGGCCCGAGGCUGGUAAUCGAUGACUCCGGUAUUACAUGCGGCUCUUUUAAUUUUACUUAUGCAUUUCGUCUUAUGUCGAUCUUCAUAAUGAUACAUUUUCGUCAACUGACUUUUUUUUAAAGCAUAAAUAUGUCAAAGAAUUGGAUGACUGCCUAGUUUGAUAGUGAAUGUAACUUUAUUUUCAUAUCUAAAUGGUCGUAACUUUCCUCUUUCUCCGCUUGGCUCAAUCUUGCAUAACGGUGAGGACCCAUCUUCCAAAAUGUUAUUGUCACUUCGCCACCAGUUUGCAGAGGGAAAAUCGGCACCAUCAUUCUGGAAGUUUUAUAGUUCUAUGAUAUUCUAAAUAAAUGAAAUGGACAAUUUUAUAAAACAGAAUAUUUAACUGAAAAGAUACUUCACAUAUUUUGCUUUUACAGCCUGUGUUAGGUAUUUGUUUAUAUUCAAUUAAAAGGAAAUAGCAUUUUACGUAUUGCUAUAUUCAAACUUUACUGGAACUUUAUUAAUAUUUUUCAUUUGUAAGCGAAUAAUGCCAUAUCCAGGAAAACAAGCGAAAAGUAUCAUGUGAUCCGAUCUAUCUGAACAGUUUUCAUCCAUUUCAAAUAUGUAUAAUGAAGGCGUGUAGUACGUAGUUGCAGGUUUCCAAAGUUGCAUGUCGCUAAUAUUUCAUCUCAGCAAGGUGUCAGUGCACAGAUUCCUACUGGUGUCAAAUUAUCUGUCAUUCUUUCCAACUUCUUCCACGAUCAGUUUAGAUCUCUUAUUUCGCAAUGUGUGACUUUUUUCUCGUACUAUGUAACUUUUUGGAUAAAGAAUUUGCUUAAAAGACGACGAUUCUCAAGUUCUGAAACAGUGCAGCGUUGAAGACACUGAAGGAAGUGAUGAAAUGGUGCCUUUUUGUAUGUAUUUGCGUCUUAUUAUGAGCAUUGUUGAAAAUAUUAGUCGCACAAAUAAUAAUUUCGAAAGAAACAUCAGAUAUACAGGUUUUGUCCGAAUUCAUUUUUUCGUAAUAAAAUAAAAUUUGUAGAAAUUUGUACUUUAAUACAAUGCUUUUUUUAACAAAAAGGAGGGGGGGGGGAGAGAUCUUAAUGGUAAAACCAUUAUCAAAACAUUGCAUAAAUUCUACGGAAGAUCUCCCAUAUCUAUGGGUCUGUUGCACGUGAAAUCUGCCAUUAAUUAAAAAUCAUAGAUUAAGUUUAGAUAAAUAGAGAAUUAAACGCUCCUGAAUUGACAUGGGAUGGAAAUCUGAGAAAGAGAUAGCGAUGCAAAAUAAAUGUUUAAUAAUUUGAUUAUUUUGAUCAUUUUACUGAAUAUUUAUUAUUUUAAUCAUAUAAUCAAAAUAAAAAAAUCUUAAAAAUUACAUCUAAUUUCUUUACUGUCAUACCGUAAUCACAUUAAAAAAACAAAAAACAAUCGAUGUUAGUCGGAUAAUAUCACAUCGAAUUGGAAAAAAAUAUGGAUAUCAAGUUCAUAUGCGUAUAGACUUGUGUAUGUAUUCAGCUGUUUGCUCAACAAUGGAAAAACGAAAGUAAACAUUCCAUAUCGAUUUGAGGUCUGCAAAUAAAACUCAAAAUAACCCGAAAAAUAAAAGCAUGAACAUAAAAAUAACUAUAGACGUAGAAAAUUCUGGUGAAGGUUGAGCAAUCUCUUGUUUCUUCUCAGUACUUCCUUCCGCUGAAUAAACUUACUCACCGGAAAGAAAGUUGCAUAGUAUUCCGCGUGUUUAAUAUCGAUAAACAUUGACUGAUUCAUCUUCCUGAAAUUCGUGAGCAUGGUAUGAUAUCAGCAAAGGUCUCAAAAAGUGUCAACAGAAAAAUCAGCAUAUAAAAAAAUAUAAAUUUAAUUUUAAACGUUUACAUUAUUCUAUUCUUAACAAAAUAUUUCUAAAACAAUUAAUUUUAAACGUUUACAUUAAAUUCUUAUUCUUAACAAAAUAUUUCUUAAUCAAGGUAAAUUAUGCAAGUCUUAUUGUUGUCGUAAGAAAAAAAAAAAAAUUGUUCUUGAAAUUCGGUUACCUUAAAAUAUUGCAACACCAGCAGAAGGAUUCUGCAUAAGAUUCAAAGGACAAGUAAGAAUCUUAUGAGCUUUAUUCUUUUCUUGCUUAUGAAAUAUUGCAAGAGAUCAGUACAUAAAAAAAUAACUUCCAAAAAAUGAAUUCAUUUAGAAUAAAGAAUUUAUGUUUUAGUUUGCUUAAUAUGCUACGAAACAUUAAUUCUUAAUCAAAAUAUUUUCUAUACUUAAAAUUUUGUGCUUGAUAUAUUUAACUUUUAUAAAAUGUAAAAUUUCUACUAUAGCUACAUUUAAAAAAAGUUCCACUAUGAUAAAUAAUCCCCGUCUUGUUCUAUUAAUUAAAGAAUAACUACCCAUUUCCUGAAAAUCCGUCCUGUUGUAUUUGCUAGAGAAUAACUUCUGUCCAAGCAAUAUAAUUAAUUGAUUAAUUUACAUCUGAUUAUUAUAUCUUAAAAGUAAUUUUUUUUUCUUCUGACUUUACAAACAGAUAAAUUCUGCUUUAAUCAAUGAUGCAUCCAUCUUACUUGAUCCCGCAGAAAAUAAAAAUUCAGAUUGAAAUGACGAUAUAUAUAUUUAAAAUGAAGAUUUCAAUUUCUGCCUUUAAAUUCUUUCUUGCCAGUUUCAAUAUGUUUUCGAUUAAUGCUCUUAACUACAUUUGAAUUUUGUGCAUGUCAUAAAAUUUCCAUUUUAAUUGACUAAAAGUCUUUGGUAUUUUUAAUUUAUGUUUAUUAUUUUUUUAUUCCAAGAUUAAUAGCUUUAAAAUUUUUCUUUUUACCUAAUUUAUGGCUUAUCAACUCAUAAACAAAUAUUGCUGCAAAAUAUAUUGAAAAAAAUUAUCGAAUCAAAUCUCUUUUAAAUUAAAAGUUUUUUUUUUUUUUUUUCCCCGUAUUUUAACAACAUUAAAUGAGCAAUGCUUUGAAGUCCAAGAAAAGCGUUGGUAAUCGCUAUUUAUCUUUUUCUCUGUUUUACAUGACUGAUUUAUAAGAAGAGUUCAAAGUAUACAACCUAUAGAGUUGCUCUUUGGAAAAAGAUUAAAAUUGAAGAACCGAACAUCUCACUUGCUUUUCUUUUGUCUCAAGCUCUCGCAGGUAAACAUCAUUUAAGCAUCUAUAUUCAAGCCCUCAAACUUUUUGAUAUCCAUUAACUAUAAACUCUCAGUACCCAGGGGAUAACAGCCUUUGUCGCUAUAUCCACACUGUUUACAUUCAAGAUUUAUAAAGGAAUAAAAUACUUUUAAAUAAUGCAUAGUAAGUAGGCAAUAUUUUUCACAUAAAUAUGAAAAAAAAAAAAAAAAAAUCGUAGAGGGUAAAAAGAGACAGGAAUCGAUUAAAUCAUUAAUUCUGAUCAUCAUUCCUAAGAUGAGAAAUGAGGUUCUAUUUCUACAUCUGUUUUGUGAUAAAAGCCAUUCUCCCAUGUGUUAAUGUUAUUUCGUCAUGCGAAAUAUACAAUAUUUUUUUGAAGGCUUCUGUGCUAUAAUUCUACUACAACCGAAUGUGGAACGGCAUUUCUAUGGCCGAUUUAUGGUAGUUCAGUGUAUAUAAUAAAUUGAUUUUGUAUUUCAUUAAAUUAGACAAAUAAAAUAUCAACGAGAAAGAUAUUACAAAAUAUCCAAAUGUGUGAACAUAAAUCCAAGAUGUGCAAUAGUCACAAUGGCCGAGUUAUUUACUUAAAUAAAAAUAUUUUUUACUCUUAUAUUAUUAGUAAAUUGUAAAGUAUUAAGCCAUUCCUAAUAACUUGCUAUAUUAUUUUUAAUCGCACAUUUGUUUCAAAUCAUCGAUGAAGUAAUUCAAAGUUUGUUUCUAUAGAUGUUGUCUGUUUUUAAUUUAUAGUGAUGUGUUUAUAACAUGUGAUCAAUUCUGUUUAUCCAAAAAUGUUGUCAUUUUAAAAAUUACAAAUAUGUAGUUAUCGUUUACUAACGAAAUUUACAGUGAAAUGUGUUAUUUUAUUUCUAAACAUGGGUAGUAGAAAGGAAAGCGAUAAAUCUGAUUUAAUAUUUAAUGCAAAACUGGCUGCUAUGUUAUUGUAUAGAUUAUAUUUUCAUUUAAUAAACAUGUAUUUUUCAUUAAUUAAUUAAAAUGAUUAUUAUUAUACUGUAGCAUAUUUCAAUGGACUUAAUAUAUUAACUGACAGUUAAGAGCUCUAAAAUUAUUAAAAUAUUCUAGUCGUGACUCUAGUCAUUAAAAAUUGCAUAAUUUUGGAUUAAUACAGGAAGAAUGAGUGAAAAUCAAUUACAAAAUUCCAUUCUGAACAUGAAACUAGAUAAAAAUCAUUUUAUUUAUUAACAAAUUUUUUUGGAUAAAAUGAUCAUGUUGUAAUUUUUUAAGCAGACAAGAUAUAUUUCUGUGACAAUGCAGAUUUCAGCAUUUUCAGAAUAGUAUUUUAUAAUUUUUAAGUUCUAAUACUUUUCUUUUAUGUCAUAAUUCUACAGUAUUUUUAAUAUUUCUAACAUUUUUUGUAAAAAUUCAUUUUAUUGUUCAAUUAAUCACCACCUUACUUCUCAGUGAUUAUACUUGGCACAAUUCAUAAAAUAAUUAAGUUCAG
Molecule: messenger RNA, 11763 nt
Organism: Argiope bruennichi
Lineage: Eukaryota; Metazoa; Arthropoda; Arachnida; Araneae; Araneidae
Gene: Cc2d2a
Product: coiled-coil and C2 domain-containing protein 2A-like
Exons: 36
Coding region: 171-4958 (1595 amino acids)
Biological process (GO): non-motile cilium assembly; protein localization to ciliary transition zone
Cellular component (GO): ciliary transition zone
Source: RefSeq, a predicted model, not a curated record